This is a messenger RNA of Nelumbo nucifera (sacred lotus), 1660 nucleotides long. Its product is annotated as homeobox-leucine zipper protein ATHB-5-like. Gene Ontology annotation, cellular component: nucleus. Gene Ontology annotation, biological process: positive regulation of DNA-templated transcription. NCBI's taxonomy places the organism in Eukaryota, Viridiplantae, Streptophyta, Magnoliopsida, Proteales, Nelumbonaceae. The record is from RefSeq and is a predicted model, not a curated record. Gene Ontology annotation, molecular function: sequence-specific DNA binding; DNA-binding transcription factor activity, RNA polymerase II-specific.
GUGAUGUGAACUAGUUUGCUGCUCCCUCUUCUUGCAUUUCUGCUUCUCUCUCUCUCUCUCUGUGGUUGAUUGAACAAUCAGAGAAAUUCGCUUUGGAAUGAGGUGUGCUAGAUUAGAUUGAUUGAGUAAUGAUGAAGUAGAAAAGGGCGGUGUUGAUUACUAGGUUUGCUUGUUGUGUCCUGCUUCGAGGGAUAGUUUGGUAGAAGAGGUUCUUCUUUUCUACUCCAUAGGUCCAGGGGAAGAAACAGCGAAAAAAGGAGAAAGAUGAGGACGCAAGGGGGGAUUACGUGAUAUUCAGAGACUGAGUUUCUAUUCAAUUUUGGCUAUUUAGGUCUUAUUUUAGGCACUGGAGUUACUCUUCCAUGUUUUGUUCCAAGUGAAAGACACCAGCUUUUAGUGUUGUAAGAAACAACUGGAAACUAAGAGAGGUCGUCAUAGAGUGAAGAGUUUGAUCUAUUAGUAUCAAGAUACUACUUUCUUUGCUUCAAUCAUGAAGGGGCCAAGCAGCUCAGAUUCUCUGGGUGCUUUGAUCUCCAUCUGCCCGUCUACAGAGGAGAGGAGUUCAGGAGCCAACAACCAUGUCUACCGGAGGGAUUUCCAGUCCAUGUUGGAUGGCUUGGACGAAGAAGACUGUUUAGAGGAAUCAGGUCCGGUCGCCGAGAAGAAAAGGCGAUUGACCGUGGAUCAGGUAAAGGCCUUGGAGAAGAAUUUCGAGGUCGAAAACAAGCUCGAACCAGAACGAAAGGUGAAACUAGCGCAAGAGCUAGGCCUGCAACCACGACAAGUCGCCGUUUGGUUUCAGAACCGGCGAGCUCGGUGGAAGACCAAGCAAUUGGAGAGAGAUUACAGCCUUCUCAAGUCCAAUUACGAUACUCUCAAGGACAAUUACAACGCUCUCCAGCGGGAGAAAGAAGCUCUACUUGUGGAGUUAGCAGAGCUCAAGUCAAAGCUCGGAGGAGAAAAUACAGAGAGCAACGUCUCAGUUAAAGAAGAGGUUAUGGUGUCAGAGUCCGAUAUGGUAGCUACUGUACAGAGUAAGAUCCCUGCCGCUGCGGUGGUCGGAGGUUCCGAGGCAACCGAACCAAACCAAGAAAGUUAUAACACCAGCAACACCAACAAUGCAAACAAUGAAGUGGGAGCUUCAAUUUUUCCGGAUUUCAAAGAUGGGUCAUCCGAUAGCGACUCCAGUGCGAUCUUAAACGAAGACAACAGCCCGAAUGCGGCAAUUUCUUCACCUGGGUUGUUUCAGCAACAUCAACUAUUGAUUUCACCGGCUUCAUCUUCCCUAAGAUUCAAUUACACCACUUCAUCAUCGCCUUCUACGAUGAAUUGUUUUCAGUUCUCGGAUUUGAGGACUAUUCCAACGUGUCCCCAGAAAGCGUAUCAGCACCCGUUAAUGAAGAUGGAAGAGCAUAACUUCUUUGGUGCCGAGGAGCCGUGCAAUUUCUUCUCCGAAGAUCAAGCUCCAACCCUUCAAUGGUACUGUCCUGAUCAGUGGAACUAAGCUGAAUCCAGAUCAGGAAACGAAGUAAAAAAAUGAAAAAUCAAAAUUUGAAAGAGAAAGAGCUCUGAUAAUUUUGUAAAAUGGUACUCUAUUUAACCUUUCAUAAGUCUCCAUUGUAUAAAACAAAAGUUGCAGAAUUGCAGAGCACGCACCAUA